Messenger RNA from Thlaspi arvense, 828 nucleotides. NCBI's taxonomy places the organism in Eukaryota, Viridiplantae, Streptophyta, Magnoliopsida, Brassicales, Brassicaceae. The record is from the annotation of a GenBank genome assembly.
AUGGAGGAGAAGAUGAUGGGUUUUGCCAUCCGGCCAAAUCUCUUCUGUCAGUUACCAUUUGAUCUCGCUGGUUUGCUAAAACUGGAGAUCAUUGCUUUUGAUACUGGUUUGCUAUUCACACUAUGCUUAGGUCCUACCUCAUUUGCACCUAUAAUUGAUGCUGCAAUUGGUAUUGUGGAGAGAAGCAAUGGUCAAUAUCAUGUGCUAGUCAUUAUUGCAGAUGGACAGGUUACCAGGAGUUCAGAUACACCCCCUGGGAGAUAUAGUACACAAGAACAAGCAACUAUUGAUUCUAUAGUUACUGCAUGUCAGUAUCCUCUUUCAAUUGUCUUGGUUGGUGUUGGAGAUGGACCAUGGGAUGCGAUGAAACAUUUUGAUGAUAACAUCCCUCAUCGCGCAUUUGACAAUUUUCAGGUACUUAAUGGAAUUUUUGUGAAUUUCACAAAAAUCAUGUCCGAGAACAUAGACAUAUCAAAAAAGGAAGCAGCCUUUGCCCUAGCUGCACUGAUGGAAAUUCCUUUUCAAUAUAGAGCUACACAAAGCCACCGGCGUAUGGAAAGAUAUACCAGUGGUCCAAGGACAGUGCCUCUGCCACCUCCACCUGCAGUCAUAGUUCAUGACAAUGCAGUUAAAUCAGUCCCACAGAUAAUGACCUCAGACUCAGCAGAUCAAACACCUGUGGAACAAGUCUGUCCCAUUUGCUUGACAAAUCCGAAGAAUAUGGCUUUUGGAUGUGGUCAUUUGACUUGCAGAGAUUGUGGUGAGACUAUUUCUUCAUGCCCCCUCUGUCGGCAGCCCAUAACAAUGCGCAUCAAAUUAUAUUCUUGA